Molecule: messenger RNA, 1467 nt
Organism: Symbiodinium sp. CCMP2456
Lineage: Eukaryota; Dinophyceae; Suessiales; Symbiodiniaceae
Source: the annotation of a GenBank genome assembly
AUGGCUGCGACCUUUGCCUUCGAGUCUAGUCCCAAGACAAACCGGAGUCUUAGCUCCCCAAAGGCAAAGGACUUGGGUUUCUUUGUUUCAACUGGCGAUGGUACGCAAAGUGCCACAGUGACAAGGCAUGUGAGCUCCAUCAGCACCUGCGACUCAACAACCAAACCGCAGACGGCUUCCACAGCCACCCUGGAGAGGAGAUCUUCAAAAUCCAGUCUGCCAGAUGCACGGUCAGAGAGAUCAGCCGAUGGCGACAAGAGCCAGAAGUCAGUAGCCCUGAUGCUCGCCAAGUGCAUGCAGAGCAGUCUCAAGUUGCCUGGCAUGGAGAGCCGCGGCAGCCCUCGCAACCAGCCGCCAAGUCCGGAGGCGGGUCGGAGUCCUUUGUCAGCUGCCGGCCUCGUGUUGUCAAAGGGGCAGACGAAAGAGACGAAAGCACGCCGGGACUCAGAGGCACAGGAGAGACCUUUGUUAUUGCCCAACGAGUUCAAGUCCAGGUUACUGCAAAGACAAGGGACAAGCCCCCCGUCAUUGGGUGGCACAAGGCGCGGCUUCGACUCUCCAACGUCCACGACUGCAUCACCGUUGCCGUCCUUUCAUCCAGAGAAGCAAAUUCGCGCCAUGGACGAAAAGGAAAAGAUCUUCGACCUCUAUCUUUGGAACGAGGUGUUGCAGGAGGAGGGAGACGGUGGCAAAGUCGUGGUCUGCGAGCCGAAGUCAAUUCAUUCAGAUGUUCCUUUUCGGACAUAUGUCAUGAAGAUGCGUUCAAAGAAGUCUUUGCGUGAAGCUUCCAUGGAAGAGCAGUUUCGCAAAUCGCUAUUCAGCCUCUUGAACCUCCCGGAACACGCUGGUGUUCUUCCCCUCCAAGAGGUCCUGGAAGACAGCCAGUUCUAUUACAUUGUGAUGGAGCAGGCCACUGGAGGUUCCUUUUUUGGCGGAUUGCUGACAGAGUUUGAGGACGGAGUGAUGCCACCAGCGGAAGUUCGCCGGUUGAUGCGCGGCAUCCUUGAGGCGAUCGGACACGUUCACGAGCAGGGUAUGAUCCACCGUGAUCUUAAACCGGACAACCUGGUCAUGCGACUAUGCGACGACGAGCUGAGUCCAACAGGCAAGUCUCGUCAAGUCGCGAUCAUCGACUUUGACCAUGCCGAUCCGGAUUUCAAAGCAUCUGCGAAGACUCCCAGAUCCUGUGAAUACUUCUGUGGCACCGUGUAUUUCAGCGCGCCCGAAGCCUUCCUCGGCUACUUCUCCCCGGCUAGCGACCUCUACAGCAUAGGGAUCAUCCUGUACCUCUUGAUGGCGGGAAAAAUGCCCUUCGAUAACUCGGUCUUUCAAGAGGAAAUGUCCGUGCUCCAGCAGUCACCGAAGAGCCGUGGAUGGACUAUGAAUAUCUACAAGCGCUUGAAAACAGAGCCGAUCGAUUGGAGGUGUGAUCCGUGGCCAAAGCAGCCGUUGCAACUGCCUCAAUGA